UUGCGGUCUGGAGGGUCUGGUUCUGAACCCAGAUCGUCUUUCCCGUAUUUUUGUACGCUUCUCUGCUCUCGCCUAGGUUCGUUUGAUUGACAAGUACUCCGUUUGUCUAAUGGAAUAACGCCGAACCGAUGCUGUAGUCAAUUUACAAAUCAGAAGAUGGCGUCGACUGCUUUGGAAGAGAAAAUUAAUAAGAUUAGGCAAAGGAAUGAAGAGAUCCGGCGAAGGCAUGAAGAAGUGGAAGCAGACAAACAAAAUGCAGCUAAAUUAAAUGCCCUGGUAAAAAUGGUCCCCCCGACCGAUUGGCCGGAGAGAAAGGAACCACCUGAAUUCUCCAAUCCACCUGCUCCAAGAAGUAAUGGUAAUUACAAGCCAAAAUCUUCUGCGAGAGAACAUCGUGUGCAACAACAGCAAUAUCAUGCUGCAGGUGGAGAUGGAAAGAAGACACAUGUAUUUGCUGAGGGCGAUGGACCACCUCCAGAUCCUAGCUACAAUUUUCUUGCUGACGCUGAAAGAGAAGAAAGGGCUAGAGAUGAUUUGAGAGAUGAUCGAUUCAGAGGUCGCGGUGGAUCUCAGCGAGGAACUUCUAAAAGAAGAGGCGGGGAUCCGCAAGGGCAUUCCAAAGAUUAUCGAGGAUCAGCCUCGGGAACUAAGGAUGCUACCAGACCAGAGUAUGAAGCUUGGCGAGCUGAGCGCAAUCGAAUUGACGAAGCCCGAAUUAGUCGCCAACGUACAGCUGAGGGUAACUGGCGUCGAGAGUGGGAUAAUAAUAAGGUAAACGUUGCGGAAAAUGAAACUGGAGCUCCAAAAUCUGUGCGCCUAAAUAUUGGAGAGACUGUUAGAAAAGACCAUAAGGAGUUCGAUAAGUGGCAAAGCAAUGGCAAUGAUCAUGAUUCCCCUCGUGGCCGUGGUGGAAAGCAGCAUGUUAGUCGUGGUGCUCCGAGAGGAUCUCCUAUCAAUCGAGUUUACCAGCAUUCAAAUUCAUUUGAGCAAUAUCAUGGGCAUACGUCACCUUCAGCUAAUAAAUCUGCAUCUCUGUCCCCGAACGGAAUUGAUGAACGGACUGUUGUAGCGACUGAUAAAAGUAUCAAAGUUAUUGUCAAUCACGAGACAACUACUAGCAAGAGUCCUGUGAUGAGUGUUAAAGUGAGUUCUUCAAGUAUUGCUGGUACAGGCCGGGUUGGACCACGUCAAAAACCCCGCAUUCUGUACAGCAGUCAAUCAGAAAAUGAGGCAUCCAGCCACGAACAUGAUAAAUUUUUCAAUCAUAAAUCUCCAGAUGAUAAAACAAGUCAUGUUUACUUCAACCGAGAUAAUGAUGAGCAACAGCGCUCUGUUCCAAAGAGCCCACAUCCACAUCGUAAGACGGAUGGUAACUCUAAAUCUCCGUAUUUACCUAGGAAAGAAUUUAAGUAUGAUGCACAACAGCAGAGACAUGGAGAAAACGAAUCUAAAUCACCAUACCCGCAACGAAAACAAGUUAAAGACUCUCCAAAGUCUCCACAUUUUGAAAAGAAAUCCGAUUUUUCAAAUCGGGACUCUAAUAUUAGGCAAAAAAACAAAUCUUCGGGUGCAUCUACUCAUUCUCAAAAACGAACGUUUGAUAAGACCAAGAAUGAUUCACAGAAAUAUACUACUCCAAAAAAGUUUGAAGAGCCAUAUACUCCAAAACCUCAACGAACACAUAAGCGAAAUGAUAAAUCAAAAAGUUUACACCACGGUAACUGUAGAGAAGGGCAAGAACCGAAUACUAACGAAAGCAACACACAGUCAGACAAUCUUAAUAACGAUAAAUCUGAACGAUCUACCAAUAACCAAAUUGUCAAUAACAGUGAAAAUUACAAUGAAACCAAUAAUGUAAACGAUAUCUGUGAAAAACAAUCUUCUGAGGGCACUGCGCUCGUUAACGCAGUCAAUGAAACCGAAAACGGAGACAAGUUUGCGUCGAAACCAAUUAUAGAUUCAGAAAAUGCCAGUCCAUCUACUGGUGUGAUAGGAAUUGAAAAAAGUGAUACUGAUAAAAUUUGCUCCAUUGAUACUUGUGAUAUAACUGACAAAUCUGAACCAAUGAUUAUACUGAACUAUGAGAAUACCAAUUCAGAAGAAUUAUGUAAUAAAAAUGCUGCGAAAGAGAGUGAAAUUGAUUCUAUGAUUCCGAAUUCUGAUGAAGAUAAAACCGGUGAACACUGUGAUAUUGUUGAACAAAUUGAGACUAGUAACGAAUUGCCAAAAGUAUUAGAUAAAUCACAAAAAAAACCAGACAUUCAAACAAUUACUGAAAUCAAUAUAGUAGACAGUACACUGGAAACAAACUGCACUGUCGAAAAUAUAUCUGAUAACGAAAUUAAAUGUGAACAGCUGAAUUCAAUUCCUGCAAAAGGCCUUGAUAAUGUGAAGGAGCCGGAAGAAAAUGUACUCACUCUGACAAAUGAACUGCAGAGUGAAGCAAAAGCUGAAAUAUUUCAGAAGCCUAAAGAUAUUGCAGAAGAACUUCUGCAAGCUAGUAACGCCAUUGAGAUCUCAGAUGUCGAGAAAGAAGCGCUUUCAUCACUGGAAAUCAAGGUGCAGGAUAAUGAAGAAAUAGCUUCAAGCAAUGUAGACAGCCAAGUUGCUAAGAAUCCAGAAGAUAAAGAAACUUCAGUAAUCUAAACAAAAUAAUUUGUACAUAAUAUAGUGAUGCACAAAAACUGGUAAUGCUAAAUAAACGAAAUUUUUUUAAUGUUAUCAAAACAGAUGGCAUGAUGAUGUAAAUAAUGCAAGCAGAGAUAUCGAUAUCAAGUUGCAAUGCUCAAUUUAUAUAUCUUGCAAGUUUGUAAAUUUUGUGUCAAUCGAAAUGAAAUCUUAUAAUUUGUAAUGAAGACGGUUAUUGAAAAAAUAUGAUCAUGCCAACUGUAUGGUUAAAAUAUAAGAUUUCAAAAGAAGUUUGAAAUUGUCAACAAUUCCCAUUGAUAAAAAUGUAUCCAAUAUUUCUAGUUUAACAAUAAUUAUUCGGGAUUUUAUUCUCUUAUUUGUUAUACUGCCACUUAUGAGUAAAAAUUUUCUUACUCAAAAGUUAUCUAUCGUGAUCAUAUGGCAGUUUGAUUUUUUCGUUUAAUAUAUUUGACAUGAUCUUAAUUUGUCUUGUUCAACUUGAAGCAAUACUUUUACAUUUUGGGUACCAUCAAUAUUACUUAUAUUUAUACUCUUAUCGAUUAUUGUUGAAGUAUAGUAAUCUUUACUGCCAUUUAAUGUUGAAUAACAUUAAUAACAGAAGUCAGAAAUGUUGAAAAUGGUGAACGCACAUAUUGGAGUCAAUGGUAGCACCAGACUUAUUGUAACACAAUAGAAUAUAAUAUGCGUAUUCACAUAAGUAAAUACGAAAAAAAGUAAAUGAAAAGAAAAAGAAAAUUAUUUAUUUUAAAAAACAAUCGAAUAUUUUUAUACUAAAUAUUUGAAUUUAAAAAUUUAAGAUGCAAGACUGCUUUAGAAAAAGAAAUAUGAAGAAUUUUUUUCUUUUCUUAUCACGAAAUCGAUGUUUAUUUAUUGCAAAUUUUUACAAGUUUUAUUUUAGCACACUGUUGAAUUGUUUAGAAUUUAUAUGUGUAUUUAUUUUGUUGUUAUUUAAAUUUUUGUUAUUUAUGUUAUUUUAUUAACAAUUAUAAUCAACCAGUUUCUGCAAACCACUAUUUAUGUGACUUGAUUUUUUUGAACGCCGUCACCAAUACAAAAGUACUAUCUAAAUACUUUAUGUUGGUUAUUAAAACUGCAGCUUCCAUAAAUUUCAAGAAUGUUAACCAUUUUUAUAAUAAGAAAUGAAUAAUUUUCAUGUUAGAAGUAAUACACUGUAUAGCAUUCAACAUCACAGUCAUCGUGUGAUAGUUGCAAAUGCAUGGUACACCUUAAUCCAAUUUAUGUAUCCGUAUACUUAGGUGCUUGCAAGUAAGGUAAUUUUACUCUUUACACGUAACUCAUUGUUAUUGAUAGAGCCUGUAAUUUUACAUUUGUUAACGCUGUGGAUACGGUAUAAUUAUUCCCAAAUAAUACAAAAUAACUCAUGAAAAUAUAAGUUAAACCAGAUACUUUCCAAGUCGUUGCUUGAUAUAAAAUAAUUAUUUAACAUACCUACGGGUUGCUGCAGGAAUAUAUGCAAUCUUGAAUUUCCUCAGUUAUCGUCAGGCUCGUGGCAAUCCUGGCCACCUUCAAAUUCUGGUGAUUCGUGCAUAAAACUUUCUUUGGAAUCAAUGGUUAACAUAGGAGUUACAUAAUCGAGACUGUCCAUUAGGUCCUUUAUCAUUGUCCAUACCCGUACAUUCGACAGAUUGUUCUGAUAUGUUUUCAAAAAAAUAAAAGUCAAUAAAUCUAUAAUGCUUGCUAACAAAA
This is a messenger RNA of Neodiprion fabricii, 4356 nucleotides long. Its product is annotated as bromodomain-containing protein DDB_G0270170-like. The coding region runs from base 157 to 2646 and encodes 829 amino acids. The transcript is spliced from 8 exons. The record is from RefSeq and is a predicted model, not a curated record. Lineage: Eukaryota; Metazoa; Arthropoda; Insecta; Hymenoptera; Diprionidae.